This is a messenger RNA of Symbiodinium sp. CCMP2592, 6381 nucleotides long. The record is from the annotation of a GenBank genome assembly. Lineage: Eukaryota; Dinophyceae; Suessiales; Symbiodiniaceae.
AUGGCAAGCCGCAUGCCGAGCUGGCGGCGAACAGGAGCCCGGGCUCGCGAGUCCCACUUUGAUGGGCUCAAGAAGGGUGCCUGGGUGGAGUUUCCUGGAUAUGACAACAGGGGCCGACAGCAAGGGCACCUGUUGGCCUACUUGGUGGAGGCCGGUGACGACCGACAGAUGAGGACCGGACGGCUUUUUGAGUGCCACGUGGUGGCAGUCCAGGACGGCUACUACGACUACUGGGUGGAGCAAACCUAUGGGGCCUAUACCCUCGACCGAGUCAUCCCCUUGCACUUCUGUGGAAGCCCGCAGUCUAGCUGCGGAGAAAGCACUAUGUAUCGGCACCCGAUCCACGUCGACGUCUUCCGGUUGCUGGGGAUGGACCAGGUGCUUCAGGUUGGGUGGCUCACUGAAGAAGACAAGGCAAGAGCCGGAGCACACCCGGGGCUUGUGGGUGAGGCACCGGGUUUGGGUGGUCCUCCGCCUGAUCCCACUGCUGAUCCCACGGCCUUGGGAGUGCAGACCGGGCUGCCAGGUGUGGCUGGUCUGGCAGAGGCCUUGGGAGCAUCUGGGCAGCCGGGGGCGACUGAGGCGGCCGAGCAGAAGAAGAAGGAAAAGGAGAAGAAGGAGAAGGGCGACACGAAGGACGAGCUGCUGGCCGAGAUCGCAAAACGAAGCCCAGCGGGGCGCCGGGAGCGGUCAGCUUUGGAGCUGACCCGAGGAAGCAGCUCGAAGGAGAAGAAGAGAAAGAGGAAGAGUUCCUCCAGUGACGACGACGAGUCGAGCGACUCGUCUUUUCAGUUGGCCGCCCUUCCGAAAGGCGUGGAGAAGAUCCGGGAGAUGCACCGUCGGCAUCCCGGGCGUCUGGCGUCGCUGACCCUUCAGCGGUGCUCGGAGCUCCUCGCUCAGGCCCACGGAGGGGUGAUGGCCAGCAGCGAAAGGGCCAAGCUGCCGGCAGUGGCGCGAGGGUACUUCCAGCUGAUCUACCUGACGGCGCACCCGGCGGUCGAGAUAGGGGCUCGGAACUUCAAGGAGUUGUCGACGAUCGUGGCGGUGAUCGACGCGGUCGCCGAGAACGACCCCCUGAGGGCACUCGACAUCCUGGUUCAGAGGCUCAAGGCCAUCGAGCUGGCCCACCUGCAGGGCAACUGGACGCAGGCCGAGCAGCUGGAGUUGGUCAAGACGGGGCAAUGGUCGGCGAUGUUCCAGCAGGAGCUGAAGGCAGCCCAGCAGGAGGUUCGGACCGACUGGUCCCUCAGGCAAGGGCCUAGGAGGACGCCCCGAUGGGAGGGGCGAACGUGGACCGAGACGGCGGCCGACGACGGCGGUCCAGGAGCAGACGGGAAGGCGACCGACGGGAACAACGACAAGGCCCCGGACAACCGACCGAAAGGCCGCGGCGCAAAAGGAAAGGGCAAGGGCAAGAAGGGCAAGGCGACGGCUGGCCCUCGGGUCCGGCUGGAGCCGCUUGAGAUCCCUAUCCUGAAGCGGGUGCUGGACUCCAUGCCGGAGGAGAUCGGGGAGCAGCGGUCGCAGAUCGAGGGGCACCUGGCGAACUCAAAGGUGGCAGCGCUCUACAAGGAGGUCAUGUCGCGCGUGGUGACCCCAAAGACAGAGGAGGAGGCUGCCUACCAAUUCGCAGGCACUGUUAUAGAUAACAUUGACCUCCCGUCGGAGACCCUCUUGGAGAUCCUUGCGCAGAAGUUUGGGGUGUUGGUCGAGCACGAUGGUCCCCAGGUCUCCAAGGCUUUUGCAGAGCUGUUUGGCUUAGGUGUGCCGGUCACUUUCUGUCGGCUGCUGGGCCGGCACAAUGGGGUGGAGAUCCGUGAGUACUACCCAGGAUGGCGCGGAUCCGAUGGAGGCAUCUAUGUUGGCCGUGGUGGCGGCGGCCUGCCAUGCUCCGUGUUCCAGGAGCCCUACUACGAGCAGCUGGUGGUGGGGCAGGUCAAGGAGGCCUUGGACGGAAGGGCUCUCUAUGUGCACAAGGGUGAGGAGGAUACAGCCUAUGCGGCAAUCAGCACCUACGUCCUUGGCCGAGAAGCGCAGCCUGUGUGGAACGAGGCCGUCUGGAAGAAGUGGCUGGGCUUUUGGCUGCUGGGACGGCCUACGGCCGGGGGGCCUUUGGGCACAUUCGUUCGAGUGUUGCCCUGCUGCGCUAAAGAGCACUUCAAGCAGUCGCCGGUGGAACUUCUUCCGAUGGCGCUCCCCAAAGAGAGCCCUGAGAUGAUUCGGGUGAUGAAGGUGAUGCUGGAAGCCUGGGGCGCACAUGACCUCCCAUCGGUGGCGCUGCUCAAUCACUUGUGGGCUGGUUCCAACCACAUUUUGGGCCAAGGGCUCCUGCACCCAGCGGCUUGGACCGCUGCCCAGAAGGCUACUGGAGAGCGGCUGCGGGGCUAUGCGGAGCUCUUUGUCGAGGGCAAGGAUGGCAUCGAGAUUGGUUCGUGGGAGAGCCUGCGGCAGUCUCUGGGAGAUAUGUAUGCUGGGCGUGAGGUGCAGAAGGCCUACAAGCUCUCUUGGGCGGCCAUCGCGCCGCAUGUGCCGGAACCGGGGGAUGCUGGAAGGAUCUCCCUGGCAGAGACGGUGGACCCGUCCUUGCGGCCCUUUGUGGAGGACCCUGAGCUCCUUAGGAUACCGGACCAGGAGCUGGGCGAGGCAGUGACGACAGCCUCUGUUCUGGUUGAGAGCCGCGAGGAGUAUGACCUCAUCGUGUCGCACCUGGUGGAGGCUGGGAUGCUCGAGCGAGAGGUCCCAGAAGAGACCUUGCACAUCAGGGGUGAGCCCGUCUACAAUGGCAUGUUCGGCGUGCACAAAGGAUGGCAGGAGCAGCCAGACGGAACAUGGCUGAGGACCCUCCGGCUGAUCAUCAACUUGAUCCCGAGCAAUCAAGUGCAGGCCCGGGUGCCUGGACAGCCCUCGGCUCACAUGGGCUACUCCCCAAUUUGGGGGCAAAUUGCCCUGCUGGAAGACGAAGUGAUACUCUGUUAUGCCGAAGAUGUACGCCACUGUUUUCACAUUUUCGCGCCCUCUCCAAAGUGGCGGGGGUACUUCGUGAUUGGAAAGGUGGCGGCCAGCAGCUGCUUCAACGACGGCAGGGGAAGCCUGAACAGCCGGCCCCGUGUGAAGAGUGCCCCUAUGGGGUGGUCGAACAUCGUGGACUUCAUCCAAAGCUCGCUGGAGAGGUUUGGGACUUUGGCCGGGGUGCCGGCUGAGCGUGUGGUGCGAAUGGGGGAGCCUGCACCUCUGAUGCCCCUCAGCACGCCUCGGGACUACCACAGCUUCUAUGUGGACAACUAUGAUGGCUUCAAGGUGGUGGCUGCUUGCGACGCCGGAAUCUAUGAGGGCCGGCCGUCGGAUGCUCAGCUUCAGCUACGCGAGGUUUUCAAGGUUUGGAACGUGGGCCGUGACCCCAAGAAGGCGGCCGAAGGAACGCUUGCCUGGAGCUCUUUGGGAGCCGAACAGCUGGGUGACCGCGGGCUUGUCGGAUCGGCACGGAAACUCCGUUGGGCGGUCCUUGGGCCCACCCUUCGGAUACUCUGUGUUGAGCCAGGCGAGCCCCGUGGAUCGCAGGAGUUGCUCUCUGUGGUCGGCAAGGCUAUGCACUCAGUGCAGUUCUGCCGGCCCUUGGCCUGCCUCUUCGACCAGCUCUACCGCGAGAUGAGUGAAGGGCCGGGGCGCAUGCGAGUCAGCAUUGGGGCGGAGGACGAGCUCCUGAUGAUCAUCAGCUCCCUGCCCAUGCACUGGAUGGACCAACGGGCCCGUGGCCGGGCCAAGUGCCAUUUGCUGGGGUCCGGGGAUGACCUUGGUGGCUCCUGCGACCCGGUGCUCAUCAUUGAGGUCUUCGGCGGCAUGGGUGGCCUGAGGCAGGCAUGUCAGCUGCUGGGACUGCAGCCACAGGGGCUUAUCUACAUCGACACCAGCGAGCUUGGGACCAAGCUGGUGCGACGGCAAUGUGGAUAUGUCCUGACCUACGGGGACAUCAAGAAGAUCACCUUUGAGGAUGUGAAGGGCUGGCGGCGGAGCUUCCCGAAGGUUGCCAAGGUGAUCUUUGGAGGAGGUUGGCCGGGCUGCGGCUCCGGCCUUGCGGCUCCCUCUUCCUCAGGUGGGCCCGCUGAAAUGGAUGGGCACCUGGACAUGAUGAUUCAGCUCCGCAAUUGGCUGGGUCAGGCGAGCAAGGCGGUCAAGCUGGGCCCCUGGGAGAUCGUCGAGAUCUAUGAGAAUGUGGUGAUGAAGGAGGAGGCCCUGGACCGGAUGUGCUCCAAGCUGGACGCCGGGGUCUUCUUUGUGGAAGGAGCUCAGCUGAUGCGAUGCCGACGACCGCGGAUGUGGUGGCUGCGUGGCUUGAAUCUGGUCACAGCUGGGGACAUGAAACUGAAGCCCGGGAAGCCGACCUCCAUGGUUUUCGACACAGAGCGGCCGCCUCUCAGCACCUUCCUUCGACCCGGGUGCCACAAGCUGGACAAGGAGAAUGAUGCUUUCUUCUCCUUUGGAAGGCCCGAGCCAAAGCAGGUGGCACCAAGGGAGGCGGCGAUCGAUGACUUGGAUUCCAGGACCUUGGGAAGGUGGAAAGGCGACAGCUGGCGACUUCCCCCGCACCACUACGUGGAGGCCAACAUGGUGAGAGGAAGCUCGGGAGUUCGGCGGCUUCAGUCGGAUGAGCAGCUGAGGAUGCUUGGGUUCUUCAGUGACCACCUCACCUUCAAGCAAAAGGUGACGGAGGACCAGAAGCAGCAGAUGAUCAGCAGCUCCUGGCCAGUGGUGGUUGCGGCGCGGCUCUUGGUGAACCUCGUCCUGCCGUUGUCCGAAGCUGGAAGCCGUGACCUCAGCGCGGAGCUGUGGAAGGUUUGGGAGGCCGGCGAAGCACGGUCCCAACAGCUGUUGCAAGCCUCCUGGAGUGCGAAGUUUGGGCCAGGGUCGAGCGGGCGGGUCAAUGUGGAGCACUUCCGAUCUUUGGGUGUGUCCCACGCCGACCUGCCUGUUCGAUUGGCUCUGGACCCCGACCACCGGCUUAGCGACGAGCAGUUUUUGGCGAUGCUGGUGGGGAGGAAUGUGUCACACAAGGGCACGGAUGUCAGGUUGGACAUGGGGCUGCCGUUCGUGGCUUCGGACUUCGGGCGACGGUCGGUGGAUCCAACGCUUUGGCAGUGGAAAGUUCUGCUGAGCUACAAAUGGAAGCAACAAGGUCAUAUCACACUGUUGGAGUCGGUGGCGGUGCUGGACUUGAUGAAGAAGCUUACGCGCACUGCAGAUGUUACCAACAGAAAGUUGAUCCUGAUGGUUGACAACCAAGGAGUGGUGGGUAUCCUGGCAAAGGGGCGAAGCUCGGCCAGGAUGAUGCAGAACCCGCUCAGACGGAUCACGGCGCUCCAGCUGGCCUCCAACGUGCGCUUGCUUGCGACGGUCCCAGUCGCUGGGUCAAAAAGAAAGCCAGCGGUGAUGCCUAAACGUAGAGCAGUUCUCGGAAAGCGCACAAAGGAGGAAAGAAAAGAGGAGCGGAAAGCGUUGGGAGCCUUGCAGUCGCAGGUUGUUGCUCCUAAAACUGAAAGUAGAUACCUUGUUGUUGUUUCACGUUUUCUCACCUUCCUGAUUUUUCACCAUAAGCCUUAUCCUUCAAAUUUUCUCAUUCUUGAUCGCGAAGUUUCAUCCUUUAUUGAAGAGCUGUGGCAGGAUGGGGACCCCAAGGCAUAUGCCAGUGAUACGCUCAGUGGGCUUGGUCAUUUCAUCCCUUCGGUCAAACCCCAUCUCAUUGCCAGUUGGCGUCUUCAUGCGGCAUGGGGUCGUUCUGAACUACCUGCUCGGGCACCUCCCUUUACAGUGGCUUUGAUUUAUGCUCUCGCCCAGAUGGCUUUUGAGGCCGGUUGGAAGGACACAGCCGUGCUCUUCUUGUUGGGGUUCCACACUUUUGCACGGUCGGGGGAGCUGUUCGCGGCUAAAGCUGGUGACUUUGUUCUUUCCCGGGGCAAAGGCACUUGGACAUUGCCGAUGAGCAACAGUGGCCAACGGCAAGGGGCCGUGGAAUCACUCACAAUCGAUGACACCUUCGUGGGCACCGCUAUUUCCAACUUUUGCAAGCAUAAGCAACCCGGGGAUCUUCUCUCCCAAGUGUCUCCGGGACUCCAGCGGAAACGUCUUAACGACCUGUUGGAAAAGUUGGCAAUUACGGCCCCCUACCGAUGGUACUCCCUACGUCGCGGUGGUGCCACUCAUGAAUUCCGCCGCUCCAAUAACCUGGCCAGUGUGUGCCUUCGUGGCCGCUGGUCUGCGGUUCGGACCGCCCGCAUCUACCUUUGCGAUGGUCUUGCUCAAUUGUCUGAGCUUCAGUUGCAACCGGGCAAGCUUCGGCAGGUGCAGGCCUUGGCCACCAAAGCCAGAGCUGAUUACCAAAGCAUCUGA